Messenger RNA from Colius striatus (speckled mousebird), 2749 nucleotides. RefSeq names its product solute carrier family 35 member C1 (gene SLC35C1). Bases 60 to 1163 code for a protein of 367 amino acids. Gene Ontology annotation, biological process: GDP-fucose import into Golgi lumen; protein O-linked glycosylation via fucose. The record is from RefSeq and is a predicted model, not a curated record. Gene Ontology annotation, cellular component: Golgi apparatus. Lineage: Eukaryota; Metazoa; Chordata; Aves; Coliiformes; Coliidae. The transcript has 2 exons. Gene Ontology annotation, molecular function: antiporter activity.
GGGCCCGGAGCGAGGCCAGGCGGGGGCUUAGGGCCGUCGGCUGCCGGCCCGCGCCCGCCAUGAGCAGAGCGCAGCUGACGCGGACCGGGAUCCUGCGGAUGGCGCUGGGCGGCGGCGCCGGCGACCCGCUGCUGCCGGCGGAGGGCGGCGGGGACCAGCGGGCCCCCUUCCUGCUGAGGGCCCUGCGCAUCGCCGUGGUGGUUUGCCUCUACUGGUUCACCUCCAUCGCCAUGGUCUUCCUCAACAAGUACCUGCUGGACAGCCCCUCGCUGCGCCUCGACGCCCCCCUCUUCGUCACUUUCUUCCAGUGCGCCCUGACGGCCGCCCUGUGCCUGGGCCUCAGCCUGGGCUCGGCCUGCGGCCCCCCGUGCCCCGGCCUGCCCGCCCUGCGCCUCGACCCCAAGGUGUCCCGCAGCGUCCUGCCCCUCUCCGCCGUCUUCAUCGGCAUGGUCACCUCCAACAACCUCUGCCUCAAGCACGUCGGCGUGGCCUUCUACAACGUGGGGCGGUCCCUCACCACCGUCUUCAACGUGCUGCUCUCCUACCUGCUCCUCAAGCAGACCACCUCCCUCUACGCCCUCCUGGCCUGCGGAGUCAUCAUAGGUGGCUUUUGGCUGGGUGUUGACCAGGAAGGAGCAGAGGGCACUCUGUCAUGGACAGGUAUAUUCUUUGGGAUCUUAGCAAGCCUGUGUGUUUCACUCAAUGCCAUCUACACCAAGAAGGUGCUGCCUGUGGUGGAUGGUAGCAUCUGGCGCCUGACCUUCUACAACAACGUCAAUGCUUGUGUCCUCUUCUUCCCCCUCAUGAUGCUGCUGGGUGAGUUCCGCACCCUCUACCACUUUGACAAACUGGGGAGCCCCAGUUUCUGGGGCAUGAUGACCCUGGGGGGAGUAUUUGGCUUUGCCAUCGGGUAUGUGACUGGACUUCAGAUCAAGUUCACUAGCCCACUCACCCACAAUGUGUCUGGGACAGCCAAGGCCUGUGCCCAAACGGUGCUGGCUGUUAUCUACUUUGAGGAGACAAAGAGCUUCUUGUGGUGGACGAGUAACUUGAUGGUUCUGGGAGGCUCCUUCGCAUACACUUGGGUGAAAGGGCUGGAGAUGAGAAAGGUGCAAGAAGAUCCUAAUGUCAAAAGCGGUGAAAGAAAUGACACUGGUGUGUAAACAGCUCCUGCACCUCCAUUUCUGUGCCUGGGGGGAGUGUUAACCUUUGGUUCUCCAUUCCUCUUGGGGAGAAGAGCAAGGAGCAGGAAAAACUUCACCUGCAAAGUGGAUGUGGAACUGUGCCAGCAACCAGAGCCAAAGACCUGACUGGAUCGUGUUUUAUCUGAGAGAUCUCGUCCUGUAUCAGAGUUGGGAAGAGCAUGUGUUGUAGAGAACAAUCAGUUUUUUGUGAUAGUUUUUGUAAAAUGGAUGUUGCUAUUGACCAAAUCUGGGCAAUUUCUGUCUCUGGGGGGGUGGGCUCGUAGGAAAGACUGGGGUGGGAGCUGUGUGUAGCUGAGGAGCUAGAAUUAACUCAAUGAAUGCAGUCUGAAGUUAACAAAAUCAUGAACCUCCAUAUGAAAAAGGAGCAAGUAGUCAGACUGUUGGGGACAGACUCCAGUAAACUGCUCUGCUGCAAGAGGAUUGGCAACAAAGCAUUCCACAAGUGUUCUCCCUGUUGCCCUGUUCAAUGCAAAGGAUGGGAAAUUCCUUCCCUUCUGGUUCUGUAACAAGCCUUAGCAGAAGCAGUGUUUCCAAAUCUCCUUUUUGAAGAGUCAGUAUUGCAUCCUGCUGAGGUAUCUUCUGUGUUUCCUCCUGGUUCAGGGAACCACGCUAAGAACCAGGAAUGCAACUUACUCCUUCUGUACUUCUUGUCCUGUGAGGGGACAUGUUCUCUCAAGUGGCCUUUCUCAUGGAUGAGUGAGCUUGGCCUCUGCCUCUCUUGGUGACAGGCAGGAGGGGAACAGUUAACUGUGCAACACUUGCUUCUGUAGGGUGGAGAUCCUAGUUUGUGGGGUUUGGAACACUUGUCCCUUUUACCCUCUGUGUAGGGGGUGCUGAAUGUAUUUGAAGAUGGGUUUGUUAGGCUUGUUUGGGGAGACUCAAUCCGUACCUACUCUGUAUCCCCUCUGGUGCCUGCAGUUUGUCUUUGGGCUUGUUCUAUUUAAACACCUGCUAUGGCCAGCUCAGGUGGUCCUGCUCUGGCAGAGAGGUUGGACUUUGAUGAUCUUUCAAGGUUCCCUUCCAACCCUUAAGAUUCUGUGUGAAAACCAUUAGUUUUGUGCAGCUGCAGCAAUCCUUUUGUUUAAAACUUGCUGCUAAACAGUUAGCUCUGCAGAAAUCCCUUACCCUCAACCAUCUGGUCCUCUCCAAGUGCCACCUGAGGUCACUCUGCUGUGAUUUCUCACCUCAGCUGUCAGCAACAACAACACCCUGUGAUGUUGCACCAGCUUUCUAAACCACUGCCCCCUUUGAAAGGGUCAUUUGCCUAAGGAUUCAUGUGACUGCUUCAUACCCUGUGUAAGGAUCCAACGUGAUGUCCCAUGCCCUGUGUGUGAUGCCUGGCACCUUCCUCCAGAACAAAGCUCCAUUCCCACCCCUCAAUCCAUUCCCAUCACAUUUUGGGGGUUGCUCUUGCUUUGAGACCUUCAUCCCUCCAGGAGUUGGGGGGAGAGGGGGGGAACCCCCUGAAUGAUUUGCACGUGAUGACUCUGUAAAGGUGAUGAAUAAAGGCCCGAGGGGGGUGACAUUUUGGAUCAGUGCGGAGA